This is a messenger RNA of Amoebophrya sp. A120, 1298 nucleotides long. Lineage: Eukaryota; Dinophyceae; Syndiniales; Amoebophryaceae. The record is from the annotation of a GenBank genome assembly.
GAGAGACUGAGACUGUCUGCGUUCUUCAGUGAGUGGUGAGCCACAGCAGAAGGUUACGACGUCUUCAUUAGACCAAAAGCAACAAAUGGCAACCGUACUCUUUCAUCAAUUCUGUGUAUCCAGUAUCUUAUUCCUGUACAAUUGUUUCACGCGGCCGCAUCUCGAGUUUUCAACACCUGUCUGCCCUGCGCAACAAGCUGACCCAAACAAGAUGACGCUGACGCUGUCCAGGAACCGGAUCAAAUCGGUCUGCAUCUUCCAAUUUUCCUCUCUACUCCUCGGAUUUUUCACCCCCACCUUCGCCAAUGCAGCCCAGAUCCAAAAGCAGAAGGUUACCGCGACUGCGAAAGCAACUAUCUCCCACAACCAGAACUCGAAACACAAGGUGAUUUCUGUCCAAGAUCAAAAGAACGAAGCGACCGAGCAGGCGGUGCGUGAAAUGACGGAAAAAGCCUACGAAAAGGCCGCGGAACGCGCCCGGAAGCACGAAUUUCACACCUACGAGUCCGCGUGUGCCGCGUGUCGGACGACCCACCCGUACACGGAAAAAUCCUGUCGCUACCUACCGGGGGUCGACAAGAAGAAGUUCCAGGCGGACAUCUGCGAGGCCGCGAACUUAUGCAUUGCAAAUAUGUCUGGGUCUGGAAGAGUGGGACUUGUAAUGCUGUCUGCGGAUUCUAAAAAUAUCUGUGUUGCAUGAGCAGCAAGAGGAGUCCAGUUCUUGGCACGCAGAGAGGGCAUUUCUCAUGCGUGAUAAGCAUCAAGAAACUCUCAAAAAUCCUGUGAUGCUAGGACCUGCAUCAAUGACCUCACGGAUCAUGUAAAAUGCGCAUGACAAACCCCGACUCUUCCAGACCCAGACAUAUUUGCAUUUGAUAGAACUGCCAAGAGAACGCGCUACAGUGCCCGCCAGCAACCUGGGCUGGGAUGAGCAUGGGAGGUGGGGCUACCGGCGGUGCGGCGGAAGCAGGGGCAGGGGGCGAGCCGGCUACAACUGCGCCGGAUGCGGCAGCGGCGCGUGCUGGAGCGUUGCUGGCGAAGGAGAAGAAGUGAGCUGGAGAGGGUGGAAGGUGCUGUCUUUCUUCAUCGACGUGGGGUAAGGACGAUAAGGACGAUAUCGUCGUCAACAUUAAAGUGAUUUGCACUACUACGGCUGCUUCAGAAUAUUUGUUUCUUUGAGAAUACAGACACGCGUUUUUUCGAAUGAUGGGGAAGAUCCACAUUACCACUGUAAUGUUUCAAAAAUGAACUAGCAGAACAAGAAGUAAUCUGAGAUUGUGUGCCUCAAGGGCUUUUAG